AUCUCCCCCAUCGGGGAUCACUUCUGACCCGCGGUGAGAAGUGUCCGACCGACACCCCCACGAGGCUGCAGUCCUGCUUCUGAGGAUUAAAAACAACGACGGGGCUGUUCCUUUGUUUUUGUUUUUUUGGAGGAUUCCUUUGGUGAAACCAGUUUUUUUGUGUUUGUUUGUGUGUGUGUGUGUGUGCUUGAACCUGUUGUGUUUGUGAUGUGAAAGGAGGAAGAGAGUAUUUCUGUGUCUGAAGGAAGUUAAUGCGCUAUGGAGCAUUGGUAGCUUCACCUUAUUGUUGGGGCAGCAGCACAAUAGACUGAUAGCCUCAAUGGGCUGAGGAUGCAAGUAAGGAGAACACAAGGUCUAUUUUGUACUUUUUUGGGGGGGUUGGGAAUAGGAGGAAUAGCUUUACGUAAACUACCGUUCACUCUGCUGUUGCACACCUGACGCAACACUUGCCAUGUCAUUUGAGAUGAGUUUAAAUAUUACAGUGAGCUAGUGUCGGAUGUUUUUGCGACACGGCACGCGAGCGAGUGGCAUCAGCAGGAACUAGGCGCUAUGUGCAAGUGGAUUUUCGCUGUGCUUUAGGUCCCACUGGAGUAUCAAGAUGUCAGUGAAAGCCAAAGCCAUCUACACUUUUCUGAGCGAAAACAAAGAGGAGAUCAGCAUCCGGGAGGAGGAGGAGCUGGUCAUCUACGACCAGAACUCGGUGGACGGCUGGUUUCGGGGGGAGAACAGCCGCGGGGAGAGGGGUCUCUUCCCCGCGUCCUACGUGGAGAUCAUUCGCACGCGCUCAAACUCCAACGUGACCGACUGCUCCAUAAGCCCGGCGGGGUCGCUGGGCAACGACUCCUCCUAUUUCCCCUCCACGCCGAACACCUCGCUGCACUCGCAGCAGAGCUACAACCACGACGACGACGACGACGACGACGACUGGGACGACUGGGACGACAGGUCGACGGUGGUGGACGACGGGGACCGCCCCGGGGCCAACGGGCACGACCACCGGAGCCCCCCGUCCAACAACCCCAAUGUGCACUACCGGGCCAAACCGCACAUGGAGAGACAGGACAGCAUCUCCAGCGCCAGGAAGGGCAGCAUGGUGGGCAGGAACCUGAACCGGUUCUCCAGCUUCGUCCGCUCGGGGGUGGAAGCCUUUGUGCUGGGCGACGUGCCCAUGAUGGCGAAGAUCGCCGAGUCGUACACCAUCGAGAUGGGCCCCUUCGGGCCCCUGUGGAAGGAGAGCCCGCAGCCGUUCUCCUGCUCCGUGGAGGACCCCACGAAACAGACAAAGUUCAAGGGCAUCAAGACGUACAUCUCGUACCGGGUGACGCCGAGCCACACGGCGCACCCCGUCUACAGGCGCUACAAACACUUCGACUGGCUGUACAACCGCCUGCUGCACAAGUUCACUGUGAUCUCCGUGCCUCACCUGCCCGAGAAGCAGGCCACGGGGCGCUUCGAGGAGGACUUCAUCGAAAAGCGCAAGAGGCGGCUGGUGCUGUGGAUGAACCACAUGACCAGCCACCCGGUCCUCUCCCAGUACGAGGGCUUCGAGCACUUUCUCAUGUGCGGCGACGACAAGCAGUGGAAACUCGGCAAGAGGCGGGCGGAGAAGGACGAGAUGGUGGGAGCCCAUUUCAUGUUGACCCUGCAGAUCCCCACCGAGCACCAGGACCUUCAGGACGUCGAGGAGCGCAUCGACACCUUCAAGUCCUUCGCCAAGAAAAUGGACGACAGCGUGAUGCAGCUCACGCACGUCGCCUCGGAGCUGGUGCGGAAGCACCUGGGCGGGUUCAGGAAGGAGUUCCAGCGGCUGGGAAACUCGUUCCAGUCCGUCAGCCAGGCGUUCAUGCUGGACCCCCCCCAAAGCUCGGAGGCCCUCAACAAAGCCAUCUCCCACACGGGCCGCACCUACGAGAACAUCGGAGAGAUGUUCGCAGAGCAACCUAAGUACGACCUCUUCCUCAUGCUGGACAAGUUGUCGCUCUACCAAGGCCUGCUCGCCAACUUCCCCGACAUCAUUCAUCUACAGAAAGGCGCCUUUGCCAAGGUGAAGGAGAGCCAGCGGAUGAGCGACGAAGGGAAGAUGGACCAGGACGAGGCCGACGGCAUCAGGAAACGCUGCCGGACGGUCGGCUUCGCCCUGCAGGCCGAGAUGAGCCACUUCCACCGGCAGAGAGAGGUGGACUUCAAAGACAUGAUGCAGGCCUACCUCACGGAGCAGAUCGCCUUCUACCAGCGCGUCGUCCAGCAGCUGGAGCGCACACUUCGCAUGUACGACUGUCUGUGAAGGCACACGACUGCUGUCCGGUUCUAGAUGCCAAAAAAAAACACACACACACACACACACACACCGACGAGAAGGGAAGGCCCGAGCCUUUGAUUCUUUCAUAGAGGCGCUACGUGUUUGUUUGAUGGAGAAGACCUGGAGAUGAAUGAGCAACAGUUGGUGGAAAGAGGUACAAAAAGAACAAGAACAAGUCUUACUUUGAAGGAUUCAAAGGGACCUACUACCUUUCUUUUUUUUUAUCCCUGAACUACUCAUCACGUGGACAAUGUCACAGCAAAUGGUUUAUAUUACAUAAUUUAAGGUGUUUCAUAGCGAGUCGGCGGUUGAUUGUUGUACGGUGUAAUACCACGAAACGGGUCGUGUUCUGAAAUUGUGUCCCACCCCCCCUCCCCCUCCUCCCCCCUUACAAUGAUCUGGUGAACAAUCUACUCACUGAUUUAUCUCCUUGUACCUUGAAAAGAUCCUAUCUCUGGCCAGACAAGUACACUGCAUACUUGGAAUUUCACCGUCAUGUUGUUGAGUGCCCUGAUUGGCUGUUUGAAACUGGUGUUGUAUUCUAAGCACACAUUUCUGUCUUCAUUUUGCACCAUGUAGAAGACAAAAAUCCACUUUGUCGUCUUGCUAUUUUAACACAUUAAGUGCCUUUUAAGGAUCUGAUGGAAUAUUUGUAAAUGGGCCGUUUGUCCGUAUAAUGGAGUCUUAUUGAGGGGAAUUAUUACAUUUAAGUUGUCUUUAGAAACAAGUUUGCACGUGUUUGUUAUACACUAGUGUGUGUGUGUGUGUGUGUGUGUGUGUGUGUGUGCAGGAAGGGGGGUGGGGCGGGUGAUUAUGAGUGGGUGAGCGAGUGAAAUGAGUACUACUGCUCUGAUCAAUCCCCUUAUUCACAGUGGAAAACAAUAUACACUAUUUUAUGUUGCAGCAGGUUGAAUUAAACAACCGUCAUGAAAAUGAAAGGGUUUGUCAUAAAGCUGAAUUGCAUUGAGUGGUUUCGUGAAGCAGAACAUCAACCUUGAGUUUUGGGAUUGAUGGGUGAAGAAGCAGCAUGAUGAGAUUUUCAUGUCAAGUAUUUUAAAACAACAUCUAAUGCACAAAUAAAACCACAUGAUAUCAUCACAAUCAUGUGCUCUGUAGCCCUCUAAUAACUAAAAUACUCUUU
Pungitius pungitius (ninespine stickleback) is the source of this 3440-nucleotide messenger RNA. It is a transcript of the gene snx33, whose product is annotated as sorting nexin 33. Bases 599 to 2284 code for a protein of 561 amino acids. The transcript has 2 exons. Gene Ontology annotation, cellular component: cytoplasmic vesicle; plasma membrane. Gene Ontology annotation, molecular function: protein binding; phosphatidylinositol binding. The record is from RefSeq and is a predicted model, not a curated record. Lineage: Eukaryota; Metazoa; Chordata; Actinopteri; Perciformes; Gasterosteidae. Gene Ontology annotation, biological process: mitotic cell cycle; endocytosis; plasma membrane tubulation.